UUAGCGAUUUGAAAAUUUAAAAAAGUACUGUGUUUACAAAUUUAGUAUUUACUGAUUAAGUAAAUAAAUAUAUAAAUUUUUUAAUUAAUAUCGAUAGUAAUUAUCUCAAAAAUGUAACAAUGGGAACGUUAAUUACAAAUGACAUUUACAGAGAUUUAAAACUACUGAUUACUUCAUUGACAGGUUUUCAGGAAAAAGGAGAAAAUUCUCGUCAUUUCAGAAUUUGUGAAAAAUUCGUACUGUCAAAUAUUAAAAAUCACAAUUAUUUACCAAUAAACAGUCACAGUGUCAGAAGAUCUGUCAACGAUCUCAAGGAAAAAUUUUACGUUCACGGUAAUUACAAAGUUGCCGAGAGAUUCACGAGUCUCGUGGACUCUCUGCUGACUUCGUCGGCGUUUAAUUUUGAGCAGCAUCCCCAGCAUGAUUUGCAGUGGACGCUCCUGCUGUUACUCAUCGAGCUGUCAAAUGAGACAAGCAAGUCAGUUAUUACUGAUACCACUUUUGCUGAUGAUAGCUGCGAUAUAUCAACGGCUACUGGUACAAAUGAUGAUGAAGAUGAUGAUAGGGCAGGUGAUUCUAAGGAGGACAACAGAACUGAUGAAAUUAAUUGGGAAGAGUAUCUCAGAGAAGGUCAGCAAGAAUUUUUCUGUGAUUACAGAGACAGAUCUCAAGACAGUGAUGAACUGUCAGUUUGGUCGCAGGAAAAUGACGACGACGUAACAUUAAAUGUAAAUGAAAAUGAUAAUAUAUCUUCAAAAAACGAAUCUUCUAAACAAAGUCUAUCAGGAAACUCAUCACUGAGUACUUUGAAAAAAAUUUCCGACCCUAAGUUUUCUGUUCCGUCUAUAAAAUCACAGGCGAAAUCAAAAUCUUUAGAAAAAUUCACGCGGAUAGUCGAGUCUCAAAAGUGGUUGGAAGUAAACAUCGAGAACUCCUGGUGGAGUGGUAAAGGUUACGACAAUGUCCAAGUACCCAGCAAAUUUUCCCAUGCUCACUUCUGUGAAAUUUAUACCAGCCACCAUAAAUCAGAAGACAGUGAAAGGGUCGGAAAAUCUGCACCAACUGCGUUGGUAACCGAGUCUCAAGCUUGCCGCGAAGUUCUUUGGAUGCUUACUCACCAGUCAGUCACUGAGUCCGGAUGUUACGAAAAUGUUGGAGUAGUCUACGAGAAAAUUGGUGAUGACUUUAAUGUAAAUAAAAAUGUUUCUAUUUCCAGUUUAACGCCGAAAGCUUUUCAAAGUGCGUUUAAAAAUUUCGUUGAUUAUUUUUCUAUGAUAAAAAGACUUGAUUGUUUGCUGAGUAAUUAUUUUUCUAGCGAAAAUAGUCUAGGGAGUAUCAAGUCCUCAGUGCUGCCGUUUACUUUCGAAACUUACAGCACCUCAGUAAUGCAGUAUUUCAAUAGAAUAAAGCAAGAUGUUAUUAAUGUUGAAAAAAAAUCAAUGGAACGCAACAUCACGACAUUCCUGACUCUAUCAAAAGACUUAGAACUCAUAAUUGGAAGACUGGACGUGCUCAGUGAUGUCCAUCAGUCAGUUCUGACUGGUGAUCUGCUAAAAUGCCAGAGCAAUUGGGAGAAAAGCUACCGGUUACUUUUGAAUCUCUACCGCGAGCUGGAAAAUUCAUCCAGCCGCACUCGGACUAAUCUCUGCGCUAGUCUUUACCUGUCAAGUUUGAGAGUUUAUUUAAAUAUAAUCGACACCUGGUUAACAGAAGGAAGACUCGAGGAUUUUCGUGAUGAAUUUUUGGUAUUUAAAAAAAAAUCAAGAUGUAAUUUUGAGAGCACGAGUUCUGAUGAUGGGAGAAUUAAAAUGAUGACAUUUGAUAUCCGUCAGAUUAAAAAGGACACUGGGGUGUUUAUUGACCCGAUAAUUAAGAAGUUGUUGAGAAAAAUAGAAGAGAUGGGAAGAAAUAUUGAUUUACUUGUUACGUUGAAUAGAAUUUCUGAUAUGUGGAAAAUGAACGCUGAGAUUUAUGAGUCCACGAGAAUUCCUUUGAGUGAUGAAUUUAUUACAUGCGUAAUCAUGGAGUUGUCUAAGUACGGAAGUGAUUUAAGUCACCAGGAUAAUGAUCAGCUAGACGCCCCAACAAAUGAUGAAUUCGACAUAACUAUUGAUAGGAAUCCUGAGAAUAAUUUAUCACAAGUACAGCAACCAAAUAAUGAUAAAUUAAAAAGUACUUGGGAUCCAACAUCUCUGAUAAAUCUUGAAGAAAAUAUUCGUCAGCAAAUUCGGCAAAUAAAUAAUCCCUUUCUCAUGAAAGUAUUUCAAAAUUAUCUGCCAUCACUGACAUCACCAGCAAAUUAUUUGAAUUAUCCCUGCGCAAUUGCAGGCACAGAUACCGUUGAUUUAAAAGAAAAAGAGCCAGCUGCAGACAAUAGUGACGAGAAGGAUCAAGAACCCAAGCGAUGGGGAGUGACGGAUAUAUUUGAUAAGUUGGAAGAAAUAUCCAAAUUUAUUUUGCCAUUUCGUAAAGUUUUUGAAAAAACAUUUGACACCAUAUUAGACCGCCGGUACUCAUGUGCCUCGAAGCUCGUGAAAAAUAUUCUUAUCGAUGAGUACAAACUUGAAAAGCAUUUGAAAUUAAUGCGGUCUAUUUAUAUGAUGGAGCGAGGUCACAUUAUGAAGAAAUUUUACCAGCACAUGUUUCACGAAAUUGAGACCCGCGGCUUCACGACGUACCGCGCGAAUCCCUACUGCGAUUUAUCAAGCAUUCUGGAGCAAGUGCUGUCGGAUGAAUGGAGAGACUCGAGUUCCCAAAACCGGUGGUCGAUUUCAAUAGCGACCUCGGACGGGGUCAAUGCCACGCGUCAAGUUAUACAAGCGAUUGAAAACACAACACUCGAUUAUUCAAUCGAUUGGCCAAUAAAUAUGGUCCUGACUGACCAAGUUCUCGCUAAGUACAACGAGAUAUUUAGAUUUCAAUUGAAACUAAAGUGGUCAUUGUGGACCUUGAACAACUUACGAUUCACAGAUCUCGAAGGAACGGGCCCCGAUGAUAUGAAUGAUUUUUUCUUCCAUUUCAAUGCCAGGAGACUGGAGUGUCUGAGAUUUUGGCUCCUCCAUGCGAUCGGGUCUAUUCACACUUAUCUAUCGGGUCAAGUUCUACAGAGUCUGGGUAUAAUUUUGGAGAACUCGCUGGCACGAGCUAAGGAUCUUGAUACCAUUAUCCAAGUUCAUGAUGAUUAUCUCAAUAAAGCGCAUGAGCAUUGUUUACAAACUCCCCAGUUUGGUGAUAUUAUGAUGACUAUUAAUAAUUUACUGGAGAUGUGCGCGCACAUACGAGAUCGUUGGAAACGAGGCGUCAAGCAAUUGAUGCCCACAGAGCUAGACGUAAUGGAGAAAAAUUACAUUAAAUUCCAUACUUACUUAGCCCUGGCACUUCACAACGCAGUGCAGCACAAAGAAGCCGACUACUUGGCCGGGUUGACAUCCGCUUUUAAUUGCAGUAUGCCACAAUACAGCAAUUGAUACCACCACGACCGACGAUUACUUCAUUUAUAUAAAUCAUACCUCAUACUCAGUACUCUACAUACUUUUUUACUUAACAUUGUACAAUUCAUCAUCAAUCGACUCUCAUUUUCUCUAGAUUUAUUUGUAUAAAAGUUUAUUGUAUAAAUGUUAUAUAUAAGUUACAAUAAUAAUUAAAUUAAUCCUCACCCUUAGUUCCUUUCCUAAGCAAAACAACUCCUAAAUUUUAUUUACAGACAAAACUACUGGUAUAACCACUAGCCCUAGCAGCAGCAGCAUCACCAAAACUCCAUGUCUUGAUGUCCAGCCAUUGAUAAAAGGCCUGCUCGCGGAAGUCGCUCAUCAAAGUUACCCGCCCUCUGGUUUUCC
Microplitis demolitor is the source of this 3836-nucleotide messenger RNA. RefSeq names its product gamma-tubulin complex component 5 (gene Grip128). The coding region runs from base 120 to 3467 and encodes 1115 amino acids. NCBI's taxonomy places the organism in Eukaryota, Metazoa, Arthropoda, Insecta, Hymenoptera, Braconidae. The record is from RefSeq and is a predicted model, not a curated record. The transcript has 7 exons. Gene Ontology annotation, molecular function: gamma-tubulin binding; microtubule minus-end binding. Gene Ontology annotation, biological process: meiotic cell cycle; mitotic cell cycle; microtubule nucleation. Gene Ontology annotation, cellular component: equatorial microtubule organizing center; gamma-tubulin complex; spindle pole.